AUUAAACAAAGUCAACGUAGACCAAUACAAAUUGUUAAUUAGGGGAAAGCCGACGUAGCCCAAUUUGGCCUAUAUAUUAAUGAUACAAAGCCCUACGCCUUUUGCUACAAUUAGAAAAUUUCUAUGGUCGCAUAUAUCUCCAUCAAACACUGAACACAACAGAAAACCUUUGUUACUUUUCAAACUAGCUAUCAAUGGAAGCCUCUCUCAUACGUAUCUCUUGUUUCCUUUCUUCAACCGCUACCACCACCACCACCACUUCCUAUCCAACUGCGAUCCACUCUUAUUUCAAAACCUCAAAAACCCGACCCCAUAAAUCAAACUCAAACGUAAUCCUAUGUUGCCAAAGUCAAAACUACAUCCCUAACCAUAUUCAAGACCCUAACCGAGUACGCAUCUUGGAUACCACCCUACGUGAUGGUGAACAAGCACCGGGUGCCUCUAUGUCCCCUAAGCAAAAGCUUGACAUAGCUCAUCAACUUGCAAAACUCGGUGUUGACAUCAUUGAAGUAGGGUUUCCUGCUUCCAACAAAGCCGAUCUAGAAACUGUUAAGUUGAUUGCAUGUGAGGUUGGAAAUGCAGAGGUUAAUCAAAAUGGUCGUAUACCAGUUAUUUGUGGUCUAGCAAGAUGCAAUAAGAAUGAUAUCGAUAAAGCAUGGGAAGCGGUGAAAUAUGCCAAAUUCCCAAGGAUACAUAUUUUUAUAGCUACAAGUGAGAUUCAUAUGAAGUAUAAGUUAAAGAUGUCGAAAGAAGAAGUGAUUGAAAAAGCGAGGACCAUGGUUGCAUACGCUCGAAGUUUGGGCUGUAAUGACGUUCAAUUUAGCCCGGAAGAUGCCGGAAGAUCUGAUAGAGAAUUUUUAUACGAGGUCCUGGGUGAGGCAAUCAAAGCGGGUGCAACUACUCUUUGCAUUCCAGAUACUGUUGGCUAUAACUGGCCUCGUGAAUUUGGUCAGCUUAUUGCUGACAUAAAAGCCAACACCCCUGGAAUUCAGAAUGUCGUCAUUUCUACCCAUUGCCAUAAUGAUCUAGGACUUGCUACUGCCAAUACUUUAGAGGGAGCUUAUUCGGGUGCAAGACAAUUAGAAGUAACAAUAAAUGGAAUCGGGGAGAGAGCUGGGAAUGCUUCUUUUGAAGAGGUGGUAAUGACUAUAAAAAGCAAAGGAGAAUUAUUGGGUGGUCUUUACACUGACAUUAAAACAGAACAUAUUGUUAUGGCUAGCAAGAUGGUGGAAGAGUACAGUGGACUAAGGGUGCAGCCACAUAAGGCUAUUGUUGGUGCUAAUGCUUUUGCUCAUGAAAGUGGAAUCCAUCAGGAUGGGGUUUUAAAGAACAAAAGCACAUAUGAAAUCAUGUCUCCUGAAGAUAUAGGACUUCACCGAUCUAAUGAGUCUGGACUUACACUUGGAAAACUUAGUGGUCGCCAUGCUCUAAAAGCUAAACUUUUUGAGCUUGGUUAUAACUUUGAGGGAAAUGAACUUAAUGAUCUUUUUUGGCGCUUUAAAUCCGUAGCUGAAAUGAAAAAGGUUAUCACUGAUGACGACCUAAUAACAUUGUUAUUCUUUAGGCCCUAUUCUAUGACCUUAUCACCGGACUCUUACACAUUUAUGUCUUGGUUUUUUGUUGAUGAUCAAUGCAUUGAAAACAAGGUCUAGCAACUAGAUUGGAUUCGGGUUGGCGGAUCACAGUUGGCGGGUUGGUGGGUGAGAAAACAUAAAGUUAACCCAACUCAUAUAAUAUAUGAGUUGAUAGGUUGGUAGGUCACGAGUUGGUGGGUUGGAAACCUCAACCCAACCCAACCUAUAUAACUUGUUCAAGUAUAUGGGUUCACAGGUUCAUAAGUUAAUGGGUCAAACCCAACCCAUAUAACUCGUUUAAUAAAUAAGCAACACUUUUUAAAAAAUAGGGUUUUUUCAACAUAAAUUCAUAAAAUGAUUAAAG
Molecule: messenger RNA, 1938 nt
Organism: Lactuca saligna
Lineage: Eukaryota; Viridiplantae; Streptophyta; Magnoliopsida; Asterales; Asteraceae
Source: the annotation of a GenBank genome assembly